UCCUUCCCCAAGGCACCCAAGCACACUGUUCCUCGGGUCCCUCCCUUUUUGCUCUUUCCUCCUCUGCCCUCCCCAGAUUCAACGGUCUCCUUAUCAGCUCUUGUCUACGAACAGUGAUACAAGAAGGAUUUUCUCACAUUCAUGAUUAAAGGGGCAUGCUGUCUGCGAGAGCAAGAGCGAAAAGGGCAGGAGUUAAAGCCAGAAAUGUGAAGGGAAUCUUGCCCCUGAUGGUCCUAAUGGUGAUGGUUUUCUUGUUGCUUCUGUUCUGGGAAAACGAGCUGCCUGAGGAUGUUGUGCUAACGUCUAUAGAACAUUUGCAUGUGGACUAUCCUCAGAAUGCUGUUCCUCUGAGGUACUGCAACAACAUGAUUAUCCAGAGAGUCAUCAGGGAACCUGACCACACAUGCAGAAAGGUGCAUGUCUUCAUCCACGAGAGGCCUCAGAAGAUCAACAGAAUUUGCACCUCCUCCAAGAAAGUUAUGUGCCCAAACGAUUCUGACAUUUUCUGCUUCCAGAGUGAGACAAAAUUCAGGAUGACAGUUUGUCAGCUCAUUGAUGGCACCAAAUACCCUGCCUGCAGGUACCAAAUUUCUCCCAUAGAGGGGUUUGUUUUUGUGACUUGCGAUGACUUAGGACCAGUUAAUCUCCAGGGAUAUGUGGAAUAACUUGUCAUCAGCCCUGCGUGUGAGAACCUCUCAUCUGUCCCCGAGCUUCUCUGUUGAACCUGAAUUGUGGACAUGGUGUAAUGCCGUGAAUGGAAGGGGUAGGUGACUUAUCCUUCCAUUGUUGUUGAGACACAGUCAUUGGUUCUGUAUCAAUAAAAGCAUCUCUGCUGAAUUAAAUCACA
Messenger RNA from Mastomys coucha (southern multimammate mouse), 847 nucleotides. RefSeq names its product ribonuclease A family member 12 (inactive) (gene Rnase12). The record is from RefSeq and is a predicted model, not a curated record. Gene Ontology annotation, molecular function: nucleic acid binding. Bases 156 to 665 code for a protein of 169 amino acids. Lineage: Eukaryota; Metazoa; Chordata; Mammalia; Rodentia; Muridae. The transcript has 2 exons.